AUGCGUGGCGGGUUGACUGAAGAGCAUCCCAAAUCCAUCAAAAAGUGCGGUCAAGAAGCUAAAUCAAUCCCAGAACGCGUUAGCUCUCGAGAAACCAGUAACUCGGUAUCACAUGAACUACCGGAGAUUAAUGCCCACCAGAGUUCUCAAAAGUGGAACCUAUUACAAAUAUACGUGUAUCGCGAUACCUCGAAUAUCGUAGCGGCUGAAACAAGAGGCGGCCUGGUGCAGCACAUUCAGUUGCCUGGAAACAUCACAAACGAGAGAUUCAGCUGGGUUUUA
Opisthorchis viverrini is the source of this 282-nucleotide messenger RNA. RefSeq lists its product as hypothetical. The record is from RefSeq and is a predicted model, not a curated record. The transcript has 3 exons. The annotation marks the transcript as partial. NCBI's taxonomy places the organism in Eukaryota, Metazoa, Platyhelminthes, Trematoda, Opisthorchiida, Opisthorchiidae.